This is a messenger RNA of Leguminivora glycinivorella, 2223 nucleotides long. Its product is annotated as sodium- and chloride-dependent glycine transporter 1-like. Gene Ontology annotation, cellular component: membrane. The record is from RefSeq and is a predicted model, not a curated record. Gene Ontology annotation, molecular function: glycine transmembrane transporter activity. Bases 97 to 2028 code for a protein of 643 amino acids. The transcript has 12 exons. Gene Ontology annotation, biological process: sodium ion transmembrane transport. NCBI's taxonomy places the organism in Eukaryota, Metazoa, Arthropoda, Insecta, Lepidoptera, Tortricidae.
ACGAAUGAGAAGAUUACGUGGCGGUAUAAGAGUUCUUAUGUUUUCCCCAAAGCGCUGCAACAUCGCCUACGACGAUUCCGAGGUCUGCUUCUUGAAAUGGUUGGUCGAGAUUACACUAUGAACGAGCCCCAGCUGGCAAACGGCAAGCCAUUGCCAAGUGACAGUUCUUCUGAAUCUUCGACAGAGCCGCGAGCGUCAUGGGACCGGCCGUUGGAGUUCAUACUCGCGUGUCUCGGAUACGCUGUCGGCCUCGGAAACGUCUGGAGAUUCCCGUUUUUAUGUUAUAGAAAUGGAGGAGGUGCAUUUCUCAUUCCUUUUUUCAUCAUGCUGAUUUUCAUUGGUCUUCCAAUCUUCUUCCUGGAGCUUUACGUUGGACAAUACUCAGGCAUUGGACCGAUUCAAGCAUUCGCUGCUAUUUCUCCCUUCUAUAGUGGACUAGGUCACUGCACCUUAGUAGUAAUUUCUAUUGUAUCAAUCUACUACAUGAUUAUCGUAUCAUGGACUUUGUUUUAUACCAUCGUGUCAAUCGUUGGAAGGUUGGAUUGGGGAUCGUGCGAUAAUGCAUACAAUUCCUUAGCAUGCUACAGUGGAGCAUAUGAUAAGGCAUGCAAAAUUCAAGGCAAUAACACGGGAUUAGCGACAGAUCUCACCUACUUUGAACGCGAUUGUAUUUCCAUUGGUGAUAUAUGCGUGCGAACUGGAUACGAGCCGUACGAUGGCUCUUCGUGUCUAAACGGAACUGAGAUCAUACCUUGGUACUCGAAUGUUACAAGGGUUUUGGCUGCAGAAGAGUAUUACAACGAACGCGUACUGGGCAUAAACGGCGCGACCUGGGAAAAUUGGGGCACAAUACAGUGGCAUCUUGUCGGCUGCCUCGCGUUGUCCUGGUUCGUGUCUUUCCUUGUCGUCAUCAAAGGCGUACAGUCGGCGGGAAAAGUUGUGUACUUUACGGCACUCUUCCCCUAUGUGAUGCUAACAGCACUUUUUGUCAGAGGUGUAACCUUAGAAGGAGCUGUAGAUGGCAUCUUGUUUUUCAUAACGCCGAAGUGGGAAACGCUUUUGGAUGCCAAAGUUUGGGGAGAUGCUGCGUCACAGAUUUUCUACUCAUUUGGGCUCGGCUGCGGCUCUCUAGUUACGCUGGCGUCUUACAACAAAUUCCACAAUAACUGCCACUUUGACGCCCUGUUCGUCAGCAUGGCCAACUUCCUCACAUCGAUUUACGCCAGUUUUGCCGUCUUCUCGGUUCUCGGCUUCCAAGCACUGUCCAUGGGGGUCACCGUUGAUGACGUUGCAUCAGACGGCCCUGGUCUGGCUUUCAUUGCUUACCCCGAAGCCUUACUUCAGAUGCCGGUGUCCCAGCUCUGGUCGAUCCUGUUCUUCCUGAUGCUGUUCAUCCUGGGUCUUGGAAGCCAGUUCGCUGGCAUCGAGGCCAUCAACACAGCCAUAGUUGACCAGUGGCCAUCUUUGAGGAAAAACUACUGGAGGGUGACAGCAUUCACUUGUUUCAUGUGUUUCCUCAUGGGGUUGCCCAUGUGCUUCAGCGGAGGCGUCUACAUGCUUACCCUGCUCGAUUGGAACACCGCUUCUUGGGCCAUCUUACUUAUAGGAAUGGCACAGUGCAUGUCUGUCUCGUGGAGUUACGGGAUCAACCGAGCGAUGGAUGAUCUAGGAACGAUGGGUAUGAAGAUGAACAAAUUACAACGGUACUUCUGGAAAGCAGUCUGGACUAUCAUUUGUCCAAUCGGAAGCUUCGGCAUUUUAGUGUUCAUCCUGUCGGAUUGGACUCCGCCUCGGUACGAGAACUAUGUGUUCCCGUUCUUCGCUGACUUUCUCGGCUGGCUCGUGGGCUGCUCCACGCUCAUGUUCUUCCCGGUCGGGGUUGGCUGGGCUCUCUACAAAGGCUAUCGUGGGAUGGAGCUGUUCACCCCCACCCCUACCUGGAAGCCAGCUGUCAGAACCGCAGCCCCCGCCGACUCGACGGACACGCUCAACGAGAGUGGCAUCGACAAUGCUGCCUUCAGUUCCUAGGCUCCUGGAUUUGACAGAAUACUAGCUCAAUGUUAUCGACGCGCGUACACAAUUGCAUUUCAUGUCUAUAAAUGUAAUUGUUGGUUAAUGUAAAGAUCUUGUAUAGGCUAAAAAUGAAUUGAUCAUUAUUUUUGUCUACAUAAGGAAAAGGAAAGAGAAAGAUAGACAGAAGAAAAUAAAGAAGAUUUGAUAAGU